AUGCAACAUCCUCCGUCCUGGGCGCUGCUGAGCGCCAUCUACGCCUUCACUCUGGCAGCUGCGGGCAGUCUGCCGCGCGGUGUCGGCCCUUCCUUCGCCGCCCAUUACCAGGGCAAAGAAGACUUCUCCUGCAUCACCAACACGGCAAUCAAGCUCAGCCUGAGCCAGGUCAACGACAACAGCUGCGACUGCCCCGACGGCUCCGACGAACCGGGCACCGCCGCCUGCGCCAACCUCGAUGCUCUCUCGCCCGAACAGCCACUGCCGGGCUCCGUCGCCGGCACCACCAAAACCUCCAAUGCCUUGCCCGGCUUCUGGUGCGCCAACGAGGGCCACAUCGGCAUGUACGUGCCGUUCUUGUACGUCAACGACGGCGUGUGUGACUACGAGCUGUGCUGCGACGGCUCCGAGGAGUUCCGCCUGGGUGGUGUCAAGUGCGAGAACCGCUGCGCCGAGAUUGGCAAGGAGUACCGCCGCCUGGAAGACGAGAAGCGCCGCAACAUGGAAAAGGCCGCCCGGAAGCGCGACGCCAUGACCGCCGAGGCCCAGGAGCUCCGCCGCAAGGUCGAGCUCAAGAUCAACACCCUGCAGGACGAGAUCCGCGCCCUCGAGACCAAGCGCGCCGGCCUGCAGCAGCGCUACCGCGAGGUCGAGCAGGAGGAGAAGGGCAAGGUCGUCCGCGGCGAGGGCGGCGGCGGCAAGCUGGGCGUGCUCGUCGGCCUGGCCAAGACGCGCAUCAACGAGCUGCGGGCUACUCUUGAGGAUGUCCUCGACCAGCGUGAUGAGCUCCGCGAGCGGGCCGAGGAGCUCGAGGAGAUCCUGAAGAAGUUCAAGGAGGAGUACAACCCCAACUUCAACGACGAGGGCGUCAAGGCUGCCGUCAAGUCGUUCGAGGACUACUCGGCCCGUCAGGACAUCGAGGCCAGGCGGGUGCAGCGGUCUGAGGACGAUGUCUUGAGCGUUCUCAAGGAGGACAGCGAGACCAACGGCGUAAACUGGAAGGAAUUUGAGGGCGUCGAUGGCGACGACACCGAUAUCCUCUUCAACCUCGAGGCUUACCUGCCCUCGUUCGCCCGAAGCCUCCUGCACAGCACCCUCGGCGGCCUGCGCGUGUGGCUCAUCGAGAACGGCGUCCUCGCCGACAACGUCAAGCCCGGCGCCGAGUCGACCCUAGUGCGCGCCGCCCGCGAGGCCUUCGAGCACGCGGAAAAGGACCUCAAGAAGAAGAACAAGACGCUCGACGGCGAAAAGGAGGACCUGGCCACCGACUACGGCCCCGGCGACAUCUUCCGCGCCCUCAAGGGCAAGUGCGUCAGCGUCGAGGCCGGCGAGUACACGUACGAGCUCUGCUGGCUGGAGAAGACGGCGCAAAAGUCCAAAAAGGGCCACGGCAACACGAACAUGGGCAACUUCAAGCGCGUCGACCGCGAGGUGGCCGACGACGAGGACCGCCUCGACGGCAAGAGCCUCGGCCGGGGCGAGCGCAUGGUGCUGCGCUACGAGGACGGCCAGAGCUGCUGGAACGGGCCUAAGCGGCGGACCGACGUCUGGCUGGGCUGUGCCGAGACGGAGGAGGUUUGGCGUGUUGCC
Messenger RNA from Ilyonectria robusta, 1590 nucleotides. Its product is annotated as glucosidase II beta subunit-like-domain-containing protein. The transcript has 3 exons. Lineage: Eukaryota; Fungi; Ascomycota; Sordariomycetes; Hypocreales; Nectriaceae. Gene Ontology annotation, cellular component: glucosidase II complex. The annotation marks the transcript as partial. The record is from RefSeq and is a predicted model, not a curated record. Gene Ontology annotation, biological process: N-glycan processing.